AUCUAAUUCAUCUUAUUUUAUUAGUUAAAGCAGCUCAUAAGUGAAGUCAAAUCCAAUCUUGUUCACGUUACACGUUUUCCAUCUCUCUUCUUCCUUUUUCUCUUCCUUUCUUUUAGUUCUGUUAUUGCAAUUUUGCCUGGCCUAUAAUGCAAAGUUAACCAACAUUUGAUUCCAUUCUUUCUGUUUCCUUCUUCAAAUAUCUUUGUAUCUUGUUUUGCAAGUAAAACUAGAACAACCUUAUUUGUAUAUAUUUUAGAAACUUCAUUAUUUGACAGUAUAUUCACCCAUAGUUGAAUUUCAAUGGGGAAAGGAGGUGGUUGCUUUCCAAGCAAAACAAAGGCACCAAUUUCUGGAGCAGAAAAGGAUCCAAUUAUUGUUGAAAGUCUAAUUCCAACAAAUGAUCGAAGUAGCACAAGCCAAGAGGUGGAAGCACCAGCACCAGCACCAGCAGCAGUGAAAAAGCUGAAAAUUUUCAUUGUGUUCUACUCAACUUAUGGCCAUGUGGAGUCAUUGGCAAGGUCCUUGAAGAAAGGGGUUGAUUCAAUUGAAGGCGUUGAAGGGGUGUUGUACCGCGUGCUGGAGACGCUGCCAAAGGAGGUUCUGGAACUCAUGAAGGCACCUGAGAAGGAUGAGACAGUGCCACUCAUAUCUGAAGACAAGUUGGUGGAGGCUGAUGGCUUGCUGUUUGGUUUUCCAACAAGGUAUGGCAGCAUGGCGGCGCAGAUGAAGGUGUUUUUCGAUUCGACCGGUCAGUUGUGGAGAGAGCAGAAGCUGGCAGGGGUGCCUGCUGGCUUCUUUGUCAGCACUGGCACUCAGGGUGGAGGCCAAGAAACCACAGCUUGGACAGCAAUCACACAGUUAGUCCACCAUGGUAUGCUCUAUGUUCCUAUUGGUUAUACCUUCGGUGCUGGAAUGUUCGAAAUGGACUCGGUCAGAGGUGGAUCUCCAUAUGGUGCUGGAGUUUUUGCUGGCGAUGGAUCAAGGCAGGCUAGUGAAACAGAACUGGCCCUUGCUGAGUAUCAAGGAAAGUACAUGGCCACAAUAGUCAAGAAGUUAGGCCAGAAAAGCUAGUAGCUUCUCUGUGAUCAAAAACCUCUCAAAAUUAUCAUUCAAUGUUAAGAUAUGAUUUUCAAAUGUUGUGUUUAUUAUUUGUAUAAGAUUAUUUAGCAUGGUCAUAUUCAUGAACCUUUUUUCUUCUCCCUUUCAAAAAAAAACGUACACAUUGUAAACUUCAUGUUCUUUAUUCGGUGCUGUUUGAUACAUUUAUGAGUGAGGUGGGAAUUCACAAAUUAUCAAAGUCUUUCAAGCCA
Messenger RNA from Glycine soja, 1310 nucleotides. RefSeq names its product probable NAD(P)H dehydrogenase (quinone) FQR1-like 2. NCBI's taxonomy places the organism in Eukaryota, Viridiplantae, Streptophyta, Magnoliopsida, Fabales, Fabaceae. The record is from RefSeq and is a predicted model, not a curated record. The coding region runs from base 301 to 1071 and encodes 256 amino acids. The transcript is spliced from 2 exons. Gene Ontology annotation, molecular function: NAD(P)H dehydrogenase (quinone) activity; FMN binding.